UCUAUGGUAGACGUAGUUCCAAAUAAAGAAGCAUGGCGGGCAGUGAAAGAGGGGAGAUUGUUUUAGAAUUCUUGAAUAUACUUCUGUUUUUAAACGUUUUUACCAGCAACACACAAGGAAUUCAAGGAUUUGAUAGCCAUGGACAAGUAUUUAUCCAAACUGACAAUGAACUCAGAUACAUGGUGGACGGUCCACACUUGCCUAACGUACCAGGAGGAGAAUUCCCAGAUAUAAAUAGUUUACAAGAAAGUAGCUUGCCAUCUAGUCCUAUAAGGUUUGAUCCACCCAUGUUAGAUUUUGAUGAACAUGCGGUGGGGAUGCCACACAUGGAAACAGUAACAGUUCACAACCCAGACACAAUAAACAGCUUGCACCUUUUAUCAAUAUCUGGGAGCACACUACAUUUCCAUUGUUCAUUUUUUCAAGAUAAGUUGGUUCCUCCUGGAGGCAACACAACAUUUGAAGUAGUAUUUUUAGCCAGACAAGUAGGAAAUGUAGAAAACACAUUAUAUAUUCAUACAUCCCAGGGCACCUUCAAAUACCAGGUAUUUGGAGUGGGUAUCCCUAACCCCUACAGAUUACGGCCCUUUCUAGGGGCCAGGGUGCCCCUCAAUAGCAGUUUCUCUCCACUUAUACACAUGCACAAUCCUCACAGUACUGCUUUACAGGUGGUCGAAAUGUAUGCCAGCGGGGGAGACCUCCAUCUAGAGUUGCCCACUGGAGAAAAAGAAGCUCCUAAAAAUUUAUGGGAGAUUCCUCCCUACGAAACUAAACCAGUGAUGCGGGCCAGCUUUGUAGGGAGGAACGAGAACAACCAUACAGCAUUUAUCCGCAUCAAGACGAGUAAGGACGAGAAGAAGCAGAUGUUAGUCCUACCAGUGGAAGUGGAGGUCUCCUCAGCACCAGGACUUUAUUGUCCCUAUGAACUGUUAGAUUUUGGCAUUUUAAGGACGCAUGACAGUCCCAGAAGUUUGAGAUUAAAUUUAGUCAACUCAGGAACAAAGGCAGUUCAUAUUCAAAGUGUCUCAUUAUUUCCACCGAAUGACGCAGUCAGCAUAGAUUUCCGACCAAUCAAAAUUCAGCCUGAUGUUUUACAGCCAACAACAGUAGCCACCAUUACAUAUACAGCAUCAAAAGGUCUCAACCCAAAACAGUAUUCUGGUCGUAUCCUGGUUAAAUCCAAGAACAACCAUCAUCGUUUAUAUAUACCCUAUGAGGCAGAAGUUCUACAUGGGUCUUUGGUUUAUGAGCUGGCGAGUACGGAAUUUUAUGUAGGCAGCAAGAAAUCACCACCAAAGAAUGUCACUGUGUCUUUACCAUUGACAAAUACCUUCAACUUUACACUGGUUAUAUACAAUGUCACAUUACCACCUAAUAUUAGGGAAUACUUUACAGUACUGAAUUUUACCCAUCCAAUGCUAGUCCCACCCCGGGAGACAGUAGUACCAUUUCAGUUGAAGUUUCACCCCAAUUCUUCUGACCUGCACUUCACCGGUCCUGUCAGAGUUUACACCAACGCCUCCGUAUUCUUCAUACCAUUGAGGGUUUACAAUGGGAAACUAAAGGUAAUACAUCACAGACCGGAGGUGUUCAAAGGGCAGCUGGACUUUGGUGUGAUGGGUGUGGGAGACAGGCGGAAGUUAACUUUCACGCUGCGCAAUGAUAACCCCAUAGAUGUCACUAUAUAUGAGUUUAGUUCCAAUAUGCUUAGAACUACAGUGGAAUUACUAGGGGUCGAAAAAGGCAAUGGAACAGCACUUACACGAGAACACAAUGUAUCAGAGAUAGACACAAGCCCACUUGUGCUAAAACCAUACCAUUUUGCAGUAUUCCGCGUCAACCUGCAUGCUCCAGAUGAAGAAGGCAGUUACGCUGCCGAGGUGCUAAUUUAUACAAAUUUUGAGACCCAGUAUAUUCCUCUCACACUGAUGACUGUGGAGGGAGGCCUGAUGGCAGUGCCAGAGGUUCUCAUGUUUGAAAAUGCCUUCCCAGGUAAAGUGCUGUCUCAAGAUUUCAGAAUUAACAGUACAUUUGAUGGGGUCAUAGAAGCAGGGGAGGUGAUCUUUAUUCCUGAAGACAGCAGGUUUCACUAUGAAAGAGCCAAUGUGAAACCUCUCUGGAUUUACUACCAUGAUCAUAAUAUUAUAGGGAAGCUGUCAUUUGAUGUGCGGCAAGGCUGUGAAGAGGACUGUUAUGUAGGCCUGCCAACACACACCCCCGCCGGUCAUCAGUGGCUACUGGGUCUCACACUAGACAGAGAGGUGACCGACACUGACCAAUACUUAUACACAAAGCUACAGCAGAAGUGGGAAAAUGUGGGAUCCAUAGAGAAAAAUCCGUUCAACGUCACAAUUCAACUGAACACUGAUUACGUGAGGGGCUUCCUUUUCCCGGCACAGGUCCAGUUCAGCUGGCCUACGCUUAUUGAAGACAACUUUGAGUCUGAUUAUGACAGAGUUUUAAGGUUUCCUCUCACACAAGUAGGAAAUAAGUCUGAUAUAUUUUUCAUGGUUGUGAACCCCUCUGAUGUCCCUGUGAUCAUCCAAGUCCUGCCUUUAUCUCUUUACCCAAACCCUCAAGUGCUGCUAGACAUGCUCAGCUCCACGUUUUCAGAUCAUUUAUCAGACUAUGUUGAAACAGAUGACCAAGACAUUUUCACUCUAGAAAAUUUAGAAUUAUACGAUAAAAGACCAGAUAACGCUGUGCCAGAAAUGCGCCAGUGGGUCACCGAUUAUUUUGGCGUCAAACCCCACAAACAUACCAUAGCAACCAUAUUGAAUGGGAGAGGCGGAGUGCGGUGUUUAGCGGGAUUUUCCCCAAAGGAUGACUCCAUCAGAUCAACCCUCAUAGUCAUAAGAAACAAUCUUACCAUCAUAGAUGCAAUAGUAGUAGAAGGCAGAGGAAGCUAUGGCCAGUUAAAAUUCAGCGGUAGAAAACCAGGAUCUCCAAACCCUCUCUCUUUUGAAAUGACCGAAAAAGUGUUGUCAGGCUGUGAGAAACCUUGGAAACCAAGUCGCACUAUACCCCCCAGUUUUACCGUGAAGAGAACCUUUACCACCAGGAACUCCGGGGAGCUGCCAGUCUACGUCCAUGGCUUCAGUAUCAAUGAUGAACCAUGUCAGGGCUAUGGGUUCAAGGUGUUAAACUGUGAGGGGUUUGAACUGAAACCCAAUCAGACCAAAAAGAUAGACAUAGCAUUCAGUCCAGAUUUUACCAUGUCAAGAGUUAGAAGACUUUUAAAAAUCCACUCCAGUCUUGGAGACACUAUCAACUUCACUCUUCAGGCCACGAUACCGGCCAGUAUGUUGACUAAAUGUUCCGCAGCACUCCCGCGCCCUUCAUGGGAGCCCAUCAUUUAUUACUCCACAGUCUGUCUAAUGGGUUUUCUCACUUUCUGCAUCUUUGUGGCAUCUUAUUUUGAAGCAGAUCGCAUCUUCACCACAGACCUUUUACGCCGGCAGAAAGCUGUCAACGCUUCUUCACAAUUACAUGACAAGUCCAAGAUAUUUGAUCUGAAAAAUAUUGCUGUCCCAAGACAGCAGGAAAAGUCUAUACCUGGACCACAACUUUUGGGUAGUAAGUCCAUUCCAGAGAUGGGUAACGGACACGCUGAUUUGAAAAGGAAAAAAGAUCCUACUCCAUCCAUAAGCAUCAGUAGUAUUUUCUGCAGAAGCACAAGUAGACAAAAUUCCUCAGAACCGCCAGCCAAACAACCUACCUAUGAGAGACAGUCAUCAUCUGGGGAAUGUGGUAAAACUACUACUACUGCAGCCACACAGUCCUCAACCACACAACAACUCAACAACCUUAAACUACACCCAGCAGAGAAGAAUACAAGUUACGCUACAGCAUCAGAAGCCAAUCCUGCGGAAAAAGCACCACAGCAGUCUUCGACUGUGAAUUCUAAAUCGAAGAAAAAAGCAUCCAAGCAAAACGUAAAUGAUAUAUCGACCGUGGAAAAUGGAUACAUUCAUGGUGAGAAAAAACAAGCCAAGUCUGAACCAGUAUCAAAUUCGGCCUCUGUACCAGCUAAUUCAGCUGCGUCACCGCCAUCGGUGACAUCAGCAUCUAAAAAUACCGAACAAGAGCAAAAGGCAAGCAACGAUAAAGAAAAAGUGCAAGCUGAAAAGGUGAAAAAGUUGGUGCCAAGCAGCAGUGGAAACAGUGUGAACCACCUUGACUCAUUUGAAGUACCUGAAGUUCACAUUGUGGCUGAAAAUUUAAACGAAGAAAAUUCGGGAAAAAAGGAAGCAAAACCUCGUCCAAAACGUAAAUCUAAGACUGCCCAACGUCGAGAAGACAAGGAACGGCGCCAGAAGGAGAAGGCAAAGAGAAAGGACAGCAACACUUCCCCCGUGUCUCCCUCUCCUACCUCCAGCCCCGCCACAGUGGAAGACUACAAAGACAAGGAUGACACGUCCUCGACGACCACAGAGUCCUCUGGUGGUGACGCUGAUGACAAGGCCAGCAGUACGCGGGACUCCACGCCAGAGCCUCUGCUGAAGAAGACCAAGAAGAGUAAGAACAAGGGGAAGAAAAAUAAAGAAGUGAUGGCAGAGGAGCAGACUGGGGAGGAUGAUUUUAUCCUGACCAGCAAGUCCAAGGCUCACACACGCAUCAAGGUGGACCCCAAGAAUGCAUUUGGAGGGAAUAUUCAUAGGCCAAGCACAAUUGAACUACCGUACACAACUAAACUUGAGGAGGAAGAACGCGCUGCCAUACGAGAAGAGCCUACAUCUCCCCACGCUCUGGCUGCUGACAUCGCCACCAAGUGUUUGAAGAAGAACAUCAAGGGGACAGACAAGCAGGCCAAACAGGCCAAAGGCUCAAUUAUAGAGUCUCAUCUCACUGGUGGAGACCCAGAUAGUCCGUGGAGCGGGAAAGACUCCCCUCCCCCUCUGUGGGACCAACCAAUACCAAUCCCAUCUACCGGUGACUUGAGUGAGCUGGCAGAGCAGACGGAGAACUUUGCUCUGCGCCAUGGCAAGCAACUCUUGGGUUCCCCAGACCACCUCAGCAGUAGCAGUCGCUCCAGUAGUUACAGCAGUGUCGUCAGCAGCAGCAGUAGCAGUAACAACAAUGACAGUAACCACGCCCGCAAGCAGGCCAUUAAGAAACCCACUCCCUUCAAUCCACUGGCCAAUCCAUUUGAUUACUCUGCCAUCAUGGCAAGCAAGGCUGCUGCAGCAGGACUGAUACCAGGCAAGGCAGUCAGUGCAGUGGGUGGUCAGCAGAACCCCAGCCUGCCCCAGAUGACCAGUCCCAGUACCACCUUGACCAGCAGGGUGUCCCCAUGGAGCCCCAGUAUGGGCACUGGACAGGAGCUCGGAGCCAGCAGUUUGUUUGUGCUGCCAUCUAUCCAUGAGAACAGCAUGAACAGCCAGAGUAAAGUGUCGCCAGUGGAUAGCUUCUCUCAGCCUACCACACACACUUACGGCCUGGGAGAUGCAGGUUCCAGCUUCCUGCAGCCACCCUCCACCAGCGGCUCCAUGUUUGGAGGCCAGGAGAACAUGACCAUGAUGCAGAGGUUACAGCAAGAAAGGCGCCAGAGACUGGCAGAGUACCAGCAGAAACUGCUGCAAGGUGAAGACUGGCCCGGCUUUGACAUCAACCCAGUGCAGGCAGAGAGUCUCUGGGACAGUACCUGUGCACCCAGUGAGACGUGGUCGCCAUUGGCGGAGACCCCAGCUGGAGAGACCUGGCCCACUGUAGCAGAGUCGCCACCCAGGGUGCAAGCCAGCCUGUGGAGUGACAUCCCCACCACCAUCUCCACCUCUGACACCAGCAGCUGGUCACCACAUUCGGCACCAGGGAUCUGGAGCGGCGCUGCCACCAGUGGCGACACAGGCAGUCCAUCUCUUCUGAAUGGUGCUGGUGGUUCCCUCCUGGGGCCUGCGGGAAGUGGCAGCGCCUCUCUACUGAGUGGCAGUGCCAACUCUCCCCUGUCAGGACUCGGCAGUGUGAACACGACAGCUGCUGAGAAUGAACAAGGGGUACAGGAUGUGGGCAGUUUUGAUCCAUUCAAUACGCUGAGCAGUAUCUGGGCACCAGGGGGCACCAGUGGAUGGAGCUUUGGACCGAACAAGACAGAGGAUGAAUAAAACAUCAACAUGAUGAAAUGAAUGCAAACCUCCAAGGCACAUACUGAUAUGGUUCAAGUGUGUAGAAUAGGGAAAUGAUUUGAAAGAAAUUUGGGUUAAGAUUGAAAACUGGAUUCUGUGACUUUUGUUUGUCACAUGAAUAAUAAGGUGUAAAAUUUCUAGGAUGCUGCUAAUCAACUGUGUAGCAAUUCACUACAAUGAAAAUAUUCAAUAUUAAAAAGAUAAUACCACUAUUUACCACAUUGUUUUUGCCUUGGAGGUUUUGGAUUCAUGAGGGAGAGAGAUUUGAAAAGGAAUAGUAUUGUAAAUUUCACCACAGAAAUAACCUGGGCAUCGUUAGUUAGUUAGUAGCUAGGUUUUGUGCACAUAGCAAUGAUUAACCAAAAGUAAAAUUUCAAUGUUCAGGUUUGAAUUUUCAGUGUAAUGUUAUAUUUUUCUUGUUGUAUUGGUUGAUAGCCAGUUUAUUGCAAUCAAGUAUUCUUAGUUAAGAAGAUAGUAUUUAUUAAGGCGACCAAUAAAGUGGAAGGUUUCAUUGUCUGAUUUAUGGGUUUGCUGAUUUAUGAUAACAAUACCUGUGAGAAGUGGUCUUUUUGUUUGAUGAUUAUGAUAACUGCUUGAAGGGCAAAGGUGGAUGCAUAGUGGAUAGAGAAAAAACUUCUUUCUUUGGUUGAAGUAUGUUAAUCCAUUUGUAGAAGAAGCAAUAUGGUUGCCAAGUUGGACUAGACUGAGGCGAGAAAGACGAGGAAUGUUCUUUCAAUGUACUUAAAUUUCUUUCCGAUGUUGUUGAAUUUUUACCUUUGUAAUUUGGUACUUUAUUAUGGAGUGUGUAAGUUUUGUCAUUAAUUAUAUAGUUUCUAACAAAUUUGUUGUGUUUGGCUUUGCGUUUUGGAUGUGCCACUGUGGCUUCCCUGUGUGGUUUGAUAGGCGUAGGUAAAAUUACCGCCAUUAAUGUAUAGAUGGGUGUUUACCUGUCAUUGUUGCUUUUAUUAUAGUUGAAACUCUUAAAUUGUUAUAAGAAUAUUUGUUAGAUUGUUCAGGUUAUUUCUGUGGUGAUUAUUGUGUUAUGGUUAUUAAGGAAAUCCCUCAGCAGAGCUGAGGGGUUGCGAAGCAGUUUGGCUGCAAGGUAGCGGCUAAGUUCGAACUAAAUACACUGAAGCGAGGACUUUGAUUUUCAGACACCGGAAUUCAUGUUUAGUUGUGGAUGCUUUGCUUGCCUGAGAAAAUUGUUUUAAAAGGGACAAAAUCCCGGAAAAAAGGCAAAAAGAGGUAAUAUUCUUUUUUGAGGUCAUAUUGAUGAAAUAUCGAGGGCCAACAAAAGAUUGAAGAUUGGCGCGUUUACUUUGCUCCUGUUCUUAGGGGUAUUUUAUUGCCAGCUACAGGUGCGGCUGAGUGAUAUUUUAAUUUUUAAAAAAGUGCAGCAAUGCACCAAACUUGAUGCUGUAGUGUCAAGGUCCUAGCAGUGUCCAGUUGGACUGGACAGUGUCCUGGGUGUGUGGACAUGACAUCAAGGUUGUUGGGUUAACUAUUUAAAUGAAAAAUACUUCAUCCCUGAUCCAGUAAUGUGCUGGAACAACUGUAUGACCAUACAAAAUAAAUGUUCAGUUUUAAGCAUA
Messenger RNA from Lingula anatina, 7714 nucleotides. Its product is annotated as transmembrane protein 131-like. The record is from RefSeq and is a predicted model, not a curated record. Gene Ontology annotation, cellular component: membrane. Lineage: Eukaryota; Metazoa; Brachiopoda; Lingulata; Lingulida; Lingulidae.